Molecule: messenger RNA, 852 nt
Organism: Acanthosepion pharaonis
Lineage: Eukaryota; Metazoa; Mollusca; Cephalopoda; Sepiida; Sepiidae
Source: the annotation of a GenBank genome assembly
AUGCUUCAAUUUCCCGAAAAUAUUUACAAUGUUUAUUUUCUUGCAAGGCAGAGGGAAUAUUCGAUAAAUUAUUGUCUCUUAAGCCGGAUAAUGCGCAGUUUGUGCUGCAAGAGUCAGCGAAACUACAAACAUGUUUUUAGUCUAAAAUCAAAGCAGCCAAUAUACCAAUGUCUGAACCUUAUAUACAUGAAGAAUUAUUCAAGUUCAUAUAAUGGGUGGGGUAUUCAACUUUGGAAAGAUGUUCACAAAGAAAAAGUGACAGAUGCCCUCUUCAGCUAUGGUCACUGGGACAAAGAUCCUAUAAACAGGAUUGCUCACAAGUCAUCCAUAUUGGGCAUUUCACAAAAGCAUAAACUUGUUCGUUUAUGUGCAGAGACGGGAACAGUUCUAGAGAGUAUUUUUUUGUCACAGAUAUACAAAUUUAAAAGUAUUUAUUGGGAUGAUCCACACUAUACAGCAGUUAUCUCAUCAUCAAAAGUCCAGACACAGGACCAAUCUUGGCAAGUGGAAAAUCCACACCCAGAGAAUCCUAAAUACUUCAAGAACUGUCCAGGAUCCAUGAUGAAAGCAAUUGCACUUUUUAAUGUGUUUCCACUUGAAUUUGUAGGGAUGUUUGCUAUAGAAAAGGAGAUUUUUGGAAAUGACCUCCAUGAUGCUCUAGUUUCUGAUAAUCUUCUGGUAACUAACAAACGUGGAGGAAUUGUGGAGCUUUUCAGUGUUGAUUACAUUUUAGAACAUUUCUUAUUGUACAAAGCAUCACUUUAUGAACCUGAUCCAGUAACAGGCCAUAUUGUUGGCAUGCACCCUUUUGGUAUUCCUUUUAAUAUUAAAUUUAAAGGUAAAAUAGCAUAA